CCGUAGUUCACAGGCGCGGCCAUAUUUUAUUCUAAAUAACGGAAAUUGAGUUCAGUCUGUUGUUCCGGCGUUUUGCGUGAAUUUGCCACAAUGUCUGGAGCAUCCAACAUUAACGCGAUGAAGAAGGUCGUUCAGCAGCUACGAUUUGAAGCGAAUAUCGACCGAGUGAAGGUGUCUCAGGCGGCGGCUGAGCUUCAGCAGUUCUGCAUGCAGAACGCUCUGCAGGAUCCGCUGCUCACCGGCGUGUCCUCAAGCACCAACCCGUUCAGGACACAAAAGCUCUGCUCUUUUGUCUGAUGCUUCCUGCCACUGGUCUCGUUUCCUCCUGUUCCUGUGACGUUUCUGAUUCGGAGAAAGACGAACUUCUGCCGUAACCUACAAAAACAGCCAACUCUGAUGCAAACGUGUUCUCGUAUGAAACCAGGACCUCAUUCAUUUAGACUCAAAUCAAAUCCCUUGCAGUGGAUUCCUCAUUUCAGGAGCAGAUACCGUGGAAUCGGCAUUAACUAUUGAAACGUAACAUAAAAUUUACCGUUUUUUUUUUUUUUUAAAACUCGUGUGUGACUUACGUGGGUCACAAACUAAAUCGCCCGCUCAUGUCUUAGAAUGGCUUUUGUCAACAGACUGACAAAAGACUUUUAUGUUUCAGGUGGCAAAGCAGUGGAAGCUCUAAUUUAUUGUGCCUUUGUGUUUUUUAAACCGUGUGCUCAUUUUCUAUGCCUUGCCUUAGGCUUUUUUUGUACGGAAUAAAUCACUGAUUUGUACACAA
Pangasianodon hypophthalmus (striped catfish) is the source of this 769-nucleotide messenger RNA. RefSeq names its product guanine nucleotide binding protein (G protein), gamma 5 (gene gng5). NCBI's taxonomy places the organism in Eukaryota, Metazoa, Chordata, Actinopteri, Siluriformes, Pangasiidae. The transcript has 3 exons. Gene Ontology annotation, molecular function: G-protein beta-subunit binding. Gene Ontology annotation, biological process: G protein-coupled receptor signaling pathway. The coding region runs from base 91 to 297 and encodes 68 amino acids. Gene Ontology annotation, cellular component: heterotrimeric G-protein complex. The record is from RefSeq and is a predicted model, not a curated record.